AUGCAAUUCUGUGCGGCGGAUGUGAUAACUGCAACUGUAAGGGAGGCAGUUGUGACUGCGAGUGCUGUAAAUGAGAGAUCCCGGGGCCGAUGGAUCGCACUAUCUGGGAGAAUGCCAUUACUUCACAGACCAUUUCAGUCAAUAUACCUAUUGUACGGUCAAAUGGGAACGGGUUCCGUCCGUUUGGGUGGUUCGGUGGCUGCGGUUUGCGGUGCCGGCCUCGAGGCGGCUUCCGGUGCGGGUUCGGGAGCUUUGGCGGCAGUGGAAACGGGUUCCGUCCGUUUGGGUGGUUCGGUGGCAGCGACUGAAGCGGUGUCACCACUCUUAAUGGUAGUGGUAGUGCGCGGAGCGCGCGUUCCCUUCCCAUCAGAUUUGGACAUCGCGUUAGCCGUCGAGUUUUUGAAGGCUCGGGCGGCGGCGUUAGACAGACCCUUAUGGAGCGCUUUAGCGGCCGCUUUGGCGGCCGAGUAG
This is a messenger RNA of Medioppia subpectinata, 471 nucleotides long. The record is from the annotation of a GenBank genome assembly. NCBI's taxonomy places the organism in Eukaryota, Metazoa, Arthropoda, Arachnida, Sarcoptiformes, Oppiidae.